UAUUUUUUAAUUUUUUUUUAGUAAUUUUUUAUGUAUUUAUUAUGAGAAAAAAUUUCAAUUCCAUUCUAUUUGAUCCUGGAGGAUCGAAUGUUUCAAUGACAUAUCAAGGAACUAAAUUAAAAAGAAAAGCUUUUGGUUAUAAUAAAAGAUGUAUUGAACCAGGAAUACAAAUAACUGAACCUAAAUAUAAUCCUAGAGUUCUUGUAGGAAACUGGUUUGAAGAACAAAUUAAUUAUGAUCCUAUGAAUGAAAAUAUUGAAUAUAAUAAUUUAAAUAAUGACAAGCCUCAGAAGAAAAUUACAGCAGGGGAAUUCGCUCGAAUAGUUAAAACUAAGAACAAAGGAUUAGGAAAAAGUUUAAUUAUUCAACCUAAUGAUAAUAAAUAUCUCGAUAAUUAUUCAACCACCUAUGAUUUAAUGUACCGAGUCUUACCCCAACGUUUAGAUGGUCCAAGAUUACGAACUUAUAAUGGAAGAAUAAAUAAAUGGGUUCCUCAGCAAGAUAUUACUGAAAGUUUUGGAAACAUUACAGGAUAUGGAAUGAAAGAAUAUGUAAGAGCAUUACAAGAGGAAGCAAUUUAUGAAGCAUAUGACAAACCAAGAACUCUUUAUCAGUGUGAUUAUGUUAAGAAAGAAAUUCCUACUGAUAUAAAACGAUUCCAUAAGAAGCGAGUUGAUCUUUAUAAACCAAACUGGUAUGAUCUAGAAGUAGAUUCAAGUAUGAAUUCAUCUUGGAAUCAAACUUUUGUUUCAAAACAUAUGAAUUUGUGUAGAAGGGUUGCUUGUGGUAGAUAUUGAAUGUCAAUAAAAAUGAUAAUAUAUUUUAAUUAUUCAAGAUAUUUUAUUAUCGAAAUGAUUGAAAUAUAGCAUAAAAAAUGCCAUAAAUGUACAAAUGUACAUACAAAAAAAAAUGAUACAUUUGAUAGUACACUUUAAUUUCAUUGGUGAAACGGUAUUAUUAUGACUCUAGAUGAGUUUAAUUAAUAAAUAAAUACAAAGUAACCACUUAUUUUAUACACAUCAAUUGAAUACAUAUUAUAACAAUAUGAAAAAGAGAUACAACUUCAAAAUAUUUCUAUUAACACUAGUAAAAAUAUUUCCCGGCAGUGUUUAAUUUUCAAUAACGUUUAACGGAAGCACUGUUGUAAAUUUUUUUCAAUUUACAAAAAAAACCGGAGAGUAUGUAUCCUUGGUUUUUUUAACACCAUUAUUUCUUAUGAAAAGUAUUUCAAUUUAUU
Molecule: messenger RNA, 1237 nt
Organism: Chelonus insularis
Lineage: Eukaryota; Metazoa; Arthropoda; Insecta; Hymenoptera; Braconidae
Exons: 4
Coding region: 42-797 (251 amino acids)
Source: RefSeq, a predicted model, not a curated record